Molecule: messenger RNA, 1269 nt
Organism: Entamoeba dispar SAW760
Lineage: Eukaryota; Evosea; Mastigamoebida; Endamoebidae
Product: NEDD8-activating enzyme E1 catalytic subunit, putative
Exons: 1
Coding region: 1-1269 (422 amino acids)
Biological process (GO): protein neddylation
Cellular component (GO): nucleus; cytoplasm
Molecular function (GO): NEDD8 activating enzyme activity
Source: RefSeq, a predicted model, not a curated record
AUGACAAGAUCAUAUCAUCAAAUUGAAAGCUUUUUAAAAAGAACAGGAGGAACCGCAGAAGAAGAAGGAAAUGUUAAUUAUCAUGAUUUUAAAAUACUUGUUGUUGGUGCUGGAGGAUUAGGAUGUGAAGUAUUAAAAGCAUUAGCAAUGGUUGGAUUUCAAAACCUUACAAUUAUAGACAUGGAUACAAUUGAAUAUUCUAAUUUAAAUAGACAAUUCUUGUUUAGAAAAAAAGAUGUUGGAAGACCAAAAUCUGAAGUUGCAGCUGAGUUUGUAAUGAAAAAAGUACCUGGUUGUAAGAUUACCCAUGUUGUUGGGAGAUUAGAAGAUCAACCAUUGUCAUUUUACAAAUCCUUCAAAUUAGUGAUUAGUGGAUUAGAUAAUUUAGGGGCACGAAGAUGGACUAGCUCUACAUUAUGUUCAUUAGUAGAAACAAAGAAUGGGGAAAUUAACCCAAACACUAUUAUUCCAUUGAUUGAUGGUGGAACAGAAGGGUUCCAAGGACACGUUAUGGUUAUUGUUCCUAAAGUUGGUCCAUGUUUAGAUUGUAUUAUCUCUCUCUUCCCACCACAGAAAACAUUCCCUAUGUGUACUAUUGCUUCACAACCAAGACUUCCAGAACAUUGUAUUGCUUGGGCUUCUCAAAUAGCAUGGGAAAAUCCAACAAUUAAUACAGAAUUUCCACAUGGAACUAAAGUUGAUGCUGAUAAUCCAGCUCAUGUACAAUGGGUUUAUGAACACGCUUUACAACGUGCAGAAGAAAAGAACAUUUCUGGAGUUACAUAUCGUUUAACAUUAGGAGUUAUUAAAAAUAUUAUGCCAGCUAUUGCUUCUACAAAUUCACUUAUUGCCGCACAAACAGCAAAUGAAGCAUUUAAAUAUGCCACUGGGUGUGCAAAUAAUCUUGACAAUUAUUUAGUUUAUUAUGGAAAAGAUGGAAUUAACACUUCUGUUGAAUCUUUGGAGAAGAAGAAAGGAUGUUUAGUUUGUGAUAUGCAAACAAUGAGCAAAAGUAUUCCAGCAACUUUCACACUACAACAACUUGUUGAUGAAAUAAGUGAUGAUCCUGAGUUACAAGUUUCUAACCCAAGUAUAGGAUUAGAAAGUGGACAAAUUAUUUUUGUUUCUCGAGGACCAUUAAAAGAACAAACAGAAAAAAAUUUAGGAUUAGAAUUACCUCAACUUGGAGUUAAGGAAGGAGAAGAGUUAAUAAUCAAUUCUCCAGCAAUAUCAUCACCUAUUUUCUUAAAGAUUCAUUAUGAAUAUUGA